Salarias fasciatus (jewelled blenny) is the source of this 6720-nucleotide messenger RNA. It is a transcript of the gene plxnd1, whose product is annotated as plexin D1. The record is from RefSeq and is a predicted model, not a curated record. Gene Ontology annotation, molecular function: semaphorin receptor activity; protein binding. The transcript is spliced from 36 exons. Gene Ontology annotation, cellular component: semaphorin receptor complex; plasma membrane. NCBI's taxonomy places the organism in Eukaryota, Metazoa, Chordata, Actinopteri, Blenniiformes, Blenniidae. Bases 179 to 5878 code for a protein of 1899 amino acids. Gene Ontology annotation, biological process: regulation of cell shape; endothelial cell migration; positive regulation of axonogenesis.
ACAGAGGAGGCAGCCUGAAAAGGAAGCACGACUCGCUUAUCGCGUCAUUCUGGGUUUAGGCGUUGAGCAGGAAACAGCCUUUCCUCUCGGAUUGUCGCAGUAGGAACAAACACACAAUUUUGUCUUUGCUCAAUGCACCCCUCGGCACAGAACACGCGGAAGCCGGCCAGAAGGAAAAAUGCCUCCUUCGAUAGAGAUUGCUGUUCUGCUUCUCGGCGUCCUGGCUCUGGAGACGCGCCGGAGCGCCAGCGCGCUGCACAUCCAACAGGCUUUCGCGUCUCCAAACCAGACCAAUAACUUUGUGGUGGACCCGGUCUCCAGAAAGGUCUACCUGGCUACCGUCAACUCCGUUUACCAGCUGAACGGGACCCUGACUCUGGAGGUGGAGAAGAGGACCGGGCCGGUGGAGGACAACCUGUUGUGCCACGCGCCACAGCUGCCCCAGGCUCCGUGCGAGCAUCCCAAAUCCCUCACCGACAACCACAACAAGCUCCUGAAGCUGGACCCGGAGCAGGGGGUCGUGGUGGUGUGCGGAUCCGUGUAUCAAGGCUUCUGCGAGCUCAGAAAAAUGGGAAAUAUUUCUGAGAUCGCGGUGGAGUUUCCCCCUCAGGGAGAGAAGACUGUUUUCCCCAGCAUGCUCAACAUCGCUGCCAAUCACCCGAACGCGUCCACGGUGGGGCUCAUCUUCAGGAGCCACGGGGGAAACACCCGGCUCCUCGUCGGGGCGACGUACACAGGGGCUGGUACCCAGUUUUUCCCCAAGAACCACAGCAAGGAGGACCUGCGCUUCGAGAACACCCCGGAGAUCGCCAUCCGCUCCCUGAACAUUAAGGAUUUAUCCAGACUUUUCACCUAUGACAUCAACCCGUCAGAGGAUAAUGUGUUCAAGAUAAAACAAGAGGUCAAAACCAAAAACAAACUCAACUUCGUCCAUGCCUUCAUCCAGAAGACUUAUUCCUAUAUUGCCUUUAACAAUGACGCGAAAAUGGGCCACAAGGAGAGUCAGCCGAACAGCAUCCUGGCCAGGAUCUGUCUGGACACCGACAACCCCAGGAAGCCCAGCGGGCCGGAGAGCAGGAAGCUCACCGAGUCCUACAUCCAGAUGCCCCUGCAGUGUGGAUUUAACGGGAACAUUUACAACCGGCUGCUGUCCGUUUACCCGGCGGAGAUCCACGCCGGAGGCGGGCGCAGCUCGGAGCCCUACCUGUUCGGAGUGUUCUCCAAAGCGGACAGAAAGUCCGCCCUGUGCGCCUUCAGGUUCGGAGACAUCGAGGAGGAGAUCCGACAGGGCCGGAGGAACUGCUCCAACUCCCCCAGCAGCGACGUCCAGGUGCUGGACAGCGUCAUCCAGGGCUCCGGGGCCGCCUGCGUCCAGAAGGGCAACCUGGUGCUGCAGCCCGAGCAGCUGGACUGCGGCGCGGCCCACCUGCAGCACCCCCUGGCUCUGCAGAGGUCCCUGAGGGCCGUGCCUCUCUUCGAAUACCCGGGCCUCACGUCGGUGUCCGUGGACAACGUCCACGAGCACGCCGUGGUUUUCCUGGGGACCAGUAACGGACGGCUUCGUAAGCUGACCCUGCUGGCGAACAUGACCGUGGCGAAUCAGUGGACUCUGAAGCUGCGCUCCAGUGAGGCCGUCCACCAUAUCAUGACCUUCGACCCCAAUGACAGCAACUUCCUCUAUGUCAUGACCUCCCACCAUAUGCUGAGGGUUAAAGUGGCAGACUGUGACCAGUGGCAGAGCUGCAGCGACUGUCUGGGAGCAGGUGACGCCCACUGUGGCUGGUGCACUCUGGAGAAUCGAUGUACCAUCCAGAAGGAGUGCGCUCAGGGCCAGUUGGCUCGCUCCUGGAUCAGCAUGAGCGAAGGCCCCCAGCAGUGUCCGUCCAUGACCCUGACGCCCCCAGAGAUCAGCAUCGCCGCCGACAUCAAGAACGUUGGCAUCCUGAUAAACGGCAGCGUCCCCGACCUGAUCGGCUCCCGGGUGGAGUGCGAGUACCGGCCGGGCGUCUCCACCGACGCCACGGUGCACCUGGACUACGGCACGGCUCAGAUCCAGACCUGCCCCCUGCUCCCCCCGGACAGCUUCCAGCCGAUCCCCCGUGGCAAAGAUCAUCUGACUGUUUCUGUGGCGAUAAAAGUGAAUGGCACAUCUGUGGUAUCAGGCAGCUUCAUCAUCUACGACUGCGAGAGGACUGGAGCAAUACACCCCAAGAUGUCAUGUGUGAGCUGCCUGAGCGCCAGGUGGAAGUGUUACUGGGAUCCGGAGAAUCACCUCUGCGUCUCCAGUAAAGAUGAGUCAAAGCCCGGCCUGCUGGAGAGCGCCGCUUCCUGCCCCAGCCUGGUCGCCUCCGAGGUUCCUCCAGCGCCGUCGGGAGCGGCCCAGGACUUCACUCUGACCCUGAGCAACGUCCAGGAGAUGGAGAAGCUGGAGUGCGACUUUGGGACGGAGCAGCGAUAUGAAGCUUCAUGGCUCAACGGCUCCACUGUCAAGUGCAGCGGAGUGACACUGCUCACUAAUCAGAGAAGUCAGAUUUACCAUCUCAGCCUGAGGAGAACGGGAUCCUUUGCCGGACCGAGUGAGGAUACGUUUGUUGACAGCCCUCAGCCGAUGACAGUGGAGGUGUACAACUGCGGCGUGGGCAGUGUGGACUGCUCCCAGUGCUGGGGCCGGGAGGACCAGGGUCACCUCUGCGGCUGGUGCGAAAACAGCUGCAGGCCCAGAGACGACUGUCAGCCCGUGAAGGACAGCUGUCCCGCUCCUGACAUCCACAAGAUCUCCCCCCUCAGGGGUCCGGUGGAAGGAGGCACCCUGCUGACAGUACAGGGCAGGAACCUGGGCCGGAGGGCCGGCGCUGUGAAGGUCUUCAUCGGAGAUGUGCCGUGCUCUCUACUUCCUGAUCUCUACACUGUUUCCACGGAGCUGGUGUGUGUUACUGGGAGGUCGGCUCAUGACAGGCCAGAUAUCGUCCAAGUGGACGUGGAUCAGAGCGGGACGGGGAUGUCAAAGGAGAGCUUCUCGUACUUGGUCCCAAAGCUGGCGUCCAUGGAGCCGAGGAAAGGCCCGCGCGCCGGGGGAACCAGAGUGACCCUCCGGGGCGAACACCUGGACAUUGGCUCUCGGGUUAGAGUCAUGGUCAACGACACACUGGAAUGCGUCAUCACAGAGAAAACAGAUGACGUGAUUGAAUGUACCAUGCCUGCUGCCUUGCAUGCAAACACCGACUCAGUGUCGGUGUGUGUGGAGUUUGAAGAUCUCAUCUGUCAGGAUGUGGAGCUGAGCACCACAUACACCUAUGAGAAGAACCCGGUCAUCAGCUUUAUCCAUCCAAAGAGGAGCUUCCUCAGUGGUGGCAGGACCAUCACAGUGACAGGCCAAGGUUUUGAUCUGGUGCAGAGUGUCACCAUGCAGGUGCUGGGAAUUGGACAAACGCACUGCUCCGUCCUCUCCACCUCCUCCAUCAUCUGCCCGUCUCCGCCGUCCAGCCAGUCCCAGCAGACCUCGGUGCAGUUCUACCUGAACGGGGUCCUGUACACGGGGGACAGCCCCCUGUCCCUCGACAGCGAGCCCGAGGAAGAGGAGGAGGAGCUUCAUAAGGGUCACUUUCUGCUGGAGUACGUGGAGAACCCCCAGUUCUUCACCGCCAACAAGGAGAAGCUGAUUAAACACCAUUCAGGGGAACCGCUGACGCUCAUCAUCAAUAAAGUGCCGAGCGAUCUGGAGCUGGUGCCGGAGGAGUACUCGGUGAUGAUUGGCUCCUAUCCCUGUAACAUCAGCUUCCAUAAUGACCAGCUGUUCCACUGCACCAUCAACGGCCUGCUGAGCUCCAGCGAGCGGGAGCUGCCUGUCACUGUGCAGGUCGGGAACUUUCAUCACACCAUCGCCAAAGUGCAGCUCGGCGGCAGCGAGCUGGCCAUCGUGGUAUCCAUUGUGGUGUGUUGUGUGUUGCUGCUGCUGUGCACUGUGGCUCUCGUAGUGUAUUGCACAAAGAGCCGAAGGGCAGAACGCUACUGGCAAAAAACUCUGCUACAAAUGGAGGAGAUGGAGUCCCAGAUCAGAGAGGAGAUACGUAAAGGCUUUGCAGAGCUGCAGACAGACAUGACAGACCUGACCAAGGAGCUGAAUCGGAGCCAGGGCAUCCCCUUUCUGGAGUACAAACAGUUUGUCACUCGCACGUUCUUCCCCAAGAUGUGCUCGGAUUAUGAGAAGAGCCUGGUCCAGCCCGCCUAUGAGAACGACGGCCUGGGCCCCCGCGCGCUGCCGGAGACCCACCCACUGCUGCAGGACUGGCAGGCCACCAACACAACGAGGCCGAACGUGGAGGAGGGCAUCACUCUCUUCUCCACUCUCCUCAACAACAAGCACUUCCUCAUCACCUUCGUCCACGCGCUGGAGCAGCAGAAGGACUUCGCCGUGCGGGACAGAUGUAGUCUCGCGUCUCUGCUCACCAUCGCCCUCCACGGCAAACUGGAGUACUACACCAGCAUCAUGAAGGACCUGCUGGUGGACCUGAUCGACGCCUCCGCUUCCAAAAACCCCAAACUGAUGCUGCGUCGCACCGAGUCCGUCGUGGAGAAGAUGCUGACGAACUGGAUGUCCAUCUGCAUGUACAGCUACCUCAAGGAAACAGUGGGCGAGCCCUUUUUCCUGCUGCUGUGUGCAAUCAAGCAGCAAAUCAACAAGGGCUCCAUCGACGCCAUCACGGGGAAGGCUCGCUACACCCUCAAUGAGGAGUGGCUGCUCCGCGAGAAUAUUGAGGCCAAGCCGCAGAACAUCAACGUGUCGUUCCAGGGCUGCGGGAUGGACUCGCUGUCCGUCAAGGUCAUGAAUACCGACACAAUCUGCCAAGUUAAGGAAAAAAUCAUAGAAGCCUUUUAUAAAAACCUGCCAUUCUCCCAGUGGCCCCGGGCGGAGGACGUAGACCUGGAGUGGUUCGACUCCGGCAGCAACAGUAAGCUUCUGCAGGACCUGGAUAACUCCUCAGUGAUGGAGGACGGCCGAAAGAAGCUCAACACAGUCUUCCAUUACCAGGUCCCAGAGGGGGCAUCGUUGGCCAUGAGCAUGAAAGACAAGAAAGAGAACACCCUGGGGAGAGUGAAAGAUCUGGAUACUGAGAAGUAUGUACACUUGGUCCUACCUCAUGAUGAGCUUAUGGAGACCAAGAGGUCACACAGGCAGAGCCAUCGCAAGAAAGUGCUGCCUGAGAUCUACCUGACACGUCUGCUCUCCACCAAGGGAACUCUUCAGAAGUUCCUGGACGACCUCUUCCAGGCUAUCCUCAGCAUCCCUCUGGACCGCCCUCCGCUGGCCGUCAAGUACUUUUUCGACUUCCUGGAGGAGCAGGCUGACAAACGGGGCAUCACAGACCCAGACACGCUGCACAUCUGGAAAACCAACAGUUUACCUCUGCGGUUCUGGGUGAACAUCCUGAAGAAUCCUCAGUUUGUGUUCGACAUUGAUAAGACGGAUCACAUGGACGCAUGCCUGUCUGUAAUUGCCCAGGCCUUCAUCGACGCCUGCUCCAUUUCUGAUCUGCAACUUGGCAAGGACUCCCCCACCAACAAGCUGCUGUAUGCCAAGGAGAUCCCGGAGUACAAGAAGAGAGUGCAGUGCUACUACCAGCAGAUACAGGAGAUGGCCCCGCUCAGCGAGCAGGAGAUGAACGCUCACCUGGCCGAGGAAUCGAGAAAAUACAGGAAUGAAUUCAACACCAACCUGGCCUUGACGGAAAUCUACAAAUAUGCCAAGAGAUAUAGGAGCCAGGUGGUGAGCGCUCUGGAGUCGAACCCCACCGCACGUCGCACUCAGCUGCACCACAAGUUCGAGCAGGUCAUCGCCCUGGUGGAGGACAACAUCUAUGAGUGCUGCAGCGAAGCCUGACCGGACCCGUUUGCCGUCUCGUCCUCCUGCUGCCAGCUGCCUUUUCUCCCGCUUUCCACGGUUACUUGGGAAUGUCAGUCACUAAGGAGUCGUCCCUCAUAAGUGUCAUUAUUGUUCCCACGGACUGCCGCAGGGGUGAAAAACAGCAAAAAAAAAAAAAAAAGAAAAAUACAGCAGAGCGAAAGGACUGAAACCUGCCUUUCAAGCGUCAUACAUUUGCAGAGUGUUCCUCAUUUCAACUGGGGACGCCACGCAGUUUUCCCAAGUCUUUUCCGGUGGCGCAGACAGAAUUCCAGUCUCGUCGAUUCUACAGUAGAGGGAAUGUGUAGGAGCUCAGAUUAGGCUUCUUGUGGAUGUCUUUAAAGAUGCUGGGGCCUGCAGUAAGCCCCGGUGGCAAUCUUUACGCACUGAACCCUUUUCUUAAGGGAACGAGCCAAUGAUGCACUGUACUGUAAUAUAUGUCCAUAGCAAUAUUUAUAGAUGUGUUAUAAUGCUUUCAAGUGACCUGCUUAUCAAGAUUAGUUGGGCCGUCAUAAAAAUCCUCCCGUCUCCUAAAACCUGCAACGUUCUCAGGUGUGACUGGUGAAGAUGAGCGACUGACUCUCAUUUGGUGCUUGAACUUAAUGUCCCAAUGUGCUUUGCAGGUUUAUGAUGGAUCGAGGGGGGGGAGUGGAGAGAGAAGAAUAUAAAUGACUGAAAUUUAUGAAAUCAAGUGUAAUGCGGCUCACUGGGAAGAGCUGCACCGAUGUAAAAGUGUUGAUCAGUGUGAUUGUGUAAACGAAUGAGUAUAACGUGUUGGAUUCUGAUCCGUUUAAAAAGAGGGAAAAUUUACAUUUAAGAAA